Molecule: messenger RNA, 1640 nt
Organism: Amoebophrya sp. A25
Lineage: Eukaryota; Dinophyceae; Syndiniales; Amoebophryaceae
Source: the annotation of a GenBank genome assembly
CUACUAGUGGUACUGGUAGCACUAGUUCAUCAUCAAGCUCAAGUCCGGCAGCGCCAACUUCAACUACUGUACCUAGUUCAUGUCCCCCUGUUGUAACUACCACCUCAACAUCAUCGAGUUCCUCAACUUCUGGCGGUCACGUUGUUCCAGAAGGGGUAGCACAUGCGCCAGAUGCAGAUGAUGGCUCCAAAGGGCACCAUAGAAGAGCAUCGACUGUGAGUGAAUCCUCUAUCUCCUCUGGUAUCGGACGAGAGACGGACGAUGAUGGCCUUGACGAUCUUGGUGAUCCCCCUGACAUCACUAAUUCUGCACCUGCGACGAGUCCUGGGCCUCCAAGCAACAAAAUGCAAGAAGAGGCAAGUGCUAGUAGUAUACGACCACCAGCAGCACAAGCGCCUCAAGUAGCUCCUGUUACUACGCGUUGUGGCGCAACCUCAACAACUUCGUUAUUUGGAGACUCUUCGAGCGUCCCAUCGUCGUCGUCUUCCGGUCCGUCGGCCCGAAUGCUACGACGCUGCUCUCGCCCCGUGUGCACACUUGAUGUUAUCGGCGUUGAUUCGCUGGCUAUUGGUGGUACAUCUUCUGGUCCUUCUGUAGGAGCAGGGGGUGUAGAGGUGAAGAAGAACAGUAUAAUAGUGGAAAAAACCGACCAUCUUGCAGACGAUUCCUCUUGUUCGAUAUCUUCUUCUGGAGGUACUCCUACCGGCGCUGGUGCCCCUGCAGCACCAACACCCUGGAUUCCCCCUGAUCGCGUUGCACCACAUGGUCGGAAUGGAAAAACUGGAUCAAAAAAUGCAGGAGUCGCGGCGAAGAGUAAGAAACAAGAACAGCAAGUGUUUCUAAAAGCUGCGCUCGAACAGCAGGAAAAACUUGAGGAACAAUUGUGUGAGUUACGGAAGGAUACCGCCGCACAGCUAUCGCGAUUGAAGGCUCGUGCGGAGAGCGCUGAAGCUGCGAAGGCAGAGUCUGAAAGCAAGCUUGCCAAUAUUGAAAUGAAAAUGAUCACGACAAUUCAGAAUGCUGGAGCAGCUGGAGAAAAGAUGGAUUGUAGCGGUGGAUCUAAUACUGCCAAUGCCUCCACCAAGAACGAACAGAAGGAAAAAUUCGCGGAGGAUGUUUCCGACGCAAGAUUUGCUGAGAUUUUAGCAAGUGUAUUGGGUCCACCGACGUCUUCAAACUCCUCUUCGUCGUCGUUUGCAAAUAAUAAGCUUUCUGAAUCCACCAAAGGCGGGGCACAGAAAACGGAUCUCUCAGUUGUUGAUAUGCAGGAGGAAGACCUACGGAAACGAUAUGAUGCAGUGCGAAGCUCACAUGGACUGCUCAUGCAGGAGCACGCAGCAGAGCUUGCCAAGGCAAAAAGAAACAAUGAGAAUCUUCGAGCCAUUCUGUUGCGGACCUGUCGUCGGUACGGCGUCCGUAAGAAAGACCUUUCGGCCCUAUGCCUGGAGGAGAAUCGACGGCCAGUCAGCGUGCGCAUCGCAGAAAUUAGUAGACGUGAAGAAGAUGGCACAAGAGAUCAACAUGUUUGUGUCGAUGUUCCUCUCUUGCCGCCUGGAGAGGCCAUCGAAUCCUUUGGCCCAGGUUCCUGUAGGUCUUCCGUUGACCAUGCGAUUACGGACCCCCGAGUUAAGACUCGUUGA